AGAUAUUAAAGAAUAAAAAAGAUUACUACUGAGUACGAUUUCAUCCACAACUUUUGAGUAUGUAAUCAGAGAAAAAGUAACAUCCACUAUAACCAAGUUAGCCUAUAAAUAGAUGGUCUAGUAGCUCAUUUUUAUUCACCGCAGAAGCAAGAAUUCUAAUCCUAAAACUUGAUCACAACAUCACAUUCAAUCCCUAGAGUCUGCUUGUUUUUUUUUAUCAAGAAGCUUCACAAAGAAAGAAAAAAAGUCCUUCACACUUCCCAAAAGCUAAAAUUACAAAUACUCUACCUAACAAGCAAUGGAUGCUGUGAACAAAUUAGUGGAACAGAAGCCUUUGGUAAUCUUCACCAAGAGUUCUUGCUGCAUAAGCCACUCAGUAAUGCAACUCAUAAGCGGUUAUGGAGCAAACACAACAAUAUAUGAGCUAGACAACAUGUCCAAUGGGCAAGAAGUUGAAAAAGCACUCCAAAGACUAGGGCUAAGGCCAAGUGUUCCAGCUAUUUUCAUAGGCCAGAAGUUAGUUGGUGGAGCUAAUGAGAUUAUUAGCCUGCAAGUUCAAGGAAGACUUGUGCCAAUGCUGAAGGAGGCAGGAGCUUUAUGGGUUUAGAAUAAACUAGUUUAUGUGUAGCAAGAAAACUAUAAUAUCAAAAUUUUCAGAUGUUCAACUUAAAAGGAUCUAGAUUCUUCAUUUUGAUUCCCUUUCAUCUACAUUUUUCUGAAUAGGAGGGAAGGGUGUUUUACUUUUCAUACAUAACUACUAGUGUAAGCAGCAGCCUACAUUUUGUUGUGUAAAUAAAUUUCGAGUAAUUGAAGUAUCAAUUCCCAUAAACACUUGUAUAACCCCCAGAAUUAUGUAUUAUCUAGUGUGAUUUUAGUUAUUUAUAAAUUCAUCAUAAAGACAUAAAUAUGAUCAAAUUCAGUCGUCAUACAAAAUUACAGACCAGUAGAGCAGUAAUACCUGAUCAAGUUUGGAGCAAAAGUCUAUACAAGGACAUAGCUGUAUAAAAUUAAAG
Messenger RNA from Chenopodium quinoa (quinoa), 1013 nucleotides. Its product is annotated as monothiol glutaredoxin-S1-like. The transcript has a single exon. Bases 299 to 607 code for a protein of 102 amino acids. The record is from RefSeq and is a predicted model, not a curated record. Lineage: Eukaryota; Viridiplantae; Streptophyta; Magnoliopsida; Caryophyllales; Amaranthaceae.